ACUUUUCAAGAUGACAUACAUGAUGUUGCUCGUAAUAUUCAAUUUAAUUUUGUUGAUUUCUAAUACAUUUGCAUUCGGUUUGGAAAAUCAUUUUGAAAGUCUAACAACUUCAGUGGAUAAACAGGAUAAGAGUGGAAAUGAAAUAAGUGGAAUUCAGAGCAGACGAGGAUCAUGCAACGACGUUGUUCUAGAACCUCAAGCAUUUAAUUAUUACUUUGAAAAAAUGUUCCCGUUAUCAACUUUAAUAAGACAAGAGCCAGCAGAAAAGGAGGAAAAUUAUCAAAAUAAUUUCCAGGUCUUCAAAGAUGCAGUACCUGAAGGAUAUUAUCUAAAUGAUAACCAGAUCAGUCGCAAUGGCUAUUACAUCAUUGAUCCCUACGCUUUUCAUCCAAUUUCACCACCGAAUUCAAUACAGUUUGACCAAAUCAUCCCACAAGAUAAUACAAUCCUAAACGAAGAAGCAAAUAAACCACGUUAUACGAGAAGUAUACCUGAUAAUUCUAAGAAAGAUAUCUGGGAUCAACUUUUACAUGACAGCAUGUUAAACAAUAUUUUACCGACGAUGCCAAUUCCAUACGUUCACAAAUCAUCCCCAUAUUUGGACAACGCUUAUGGACCUUAUAGGCCAACGUAUGGUGCGGAUUCAAACAGGAAUGGAUGCGGAGUGCCAAUUUAUUUGAGCUGCACUCCAAGAAUAACAUAUGAUGCUAGUGUUAUGGAUCCGCCUUCAUGUAUGUAUCCAAGUUAUACAAAGGAGCACGAAGCCCAGGAUAGUCCGAAGCAAAACAUUAAUAGCAAAGUGCCUCCAAAGAAUUAGCGAUAAUUUGUGUAGAAAAAGGCUGAAAAUGUAUUAAUUCAAUGCGUAUCAAUAAAAUUAUUUAUCACUU
Molecule: messenger RNA, 887 nt
Organism: Colias croceus (clouded yellow)
Lineage: Eukaryota; Metazoa; Arthropoda; Insecta; Lepidoptera; Pieridae
Exons: 1
Coding region: 11-817 (268 amino acids)
Source: RefSeq, a predicted model, not a curated record